Triticum dicoccoides is the source of this 587-nucleotide messenger RNA. RefSeq lists its product as uncharacterized. The record is from RefSeq and is a predicted model, not a curated record. Bases 108 to 587 code for a protein of 159 amino acids. NCBI's taxonomy places the organism in Eukaryota, Viridiplantae, Streptophyta, Magnoliopsida, Poales, Poaceae. The transcript is spliced from 2 exons.
GGGAGCAGCACCAAGGGGAGCCACGAAGGGCUUCUCCUAUUGUGCCUCCUCUGUCAACCACACCGCCCCGAGGGGCGUCCCCGGCAAGGGCACCAAGCCCCGAGGCCAUGCACACGGAGGAGGAGGAGGAGAACGCCGGUGCUGGUGGCUUUCCUUCGGCACCGGAUCUUGGCGGAGAAAGGGCUUCCGCCUCUCGGCCUGGCAUAGGCCCUUCUUCGGAGGACGUCGACACCACCAUCAAGGACGUCGCCGUGGAGGCCGCGGCGAAGGCGGAGAAGAUUGCUGCCGAGGAGAGCACCAGGGGUGCCACCGAAGACGCCGCCAAGGGGCCCACUAAACGCCCCAACAAGGAGCAUGCCGAGGAGCCCGGCAAGGGGCCCGCCGAGGGGACCGGCAAGGCCACUGCCGAGGAGGCGGUGGUCGACGACCAGCCCUCCUCCUCCGCCGCCUCUGGCUCCGGCAAGUACCUGAAGGUGAGCGAUGACCUCUUCGUCCACCUUCCAGGCGCGUCAAGCUCCAGAGCCCCCGUCGAGGGGGAAUUGCUCGACAAUGAGGUGCUUGCCGCCGCCGGUUUUGGAUGUUGUUGA